GAAAAGGGAGGUAUCAACAUGACGAACACGGUUCCAUUAACCCAUUUAGAUUUGGAUCAGGUUAAAGCAGUGUUAAGUGAAUACAAAAUUCACAAUGCAGAUGUAAACUUUAAAUGUGACGCUACCGUUGAUGAUUUGAUCGAUGUUAUCGAGGGUCGUAUUUACAUACCCGCAAUAUAUGUCCUCAACAAGAUUGAUCAAAUAAGUAUAGAAGAAUUAGAUUUAAUAUAUAAAAUUCCGCAUGCAGUUCCUAUUUCGGCUCACCAUGAAUGGAACUUUGAUGAACUAUUGGAAAAGAUGUGGGAAUAUCUUAACCUUAUCAGAAUUUACACGAAACCGAAAGGUCAACUACCUGACUAUAGUGCACCAGUUGUUUUGCGAUCAAGCCUUUGCAAUAUUGAAGAUUUUUGUAACAGUAUUCAUAGGGGAAUUGUUAAACAAUUCAAAUAUGCUUUGGUGUGGGGUAGUUCUGCUAAACAUCAACCCCAGAAAGUUGGAUUGUCUCACGUACUUGCUGAUGAAGAUGUUGUUCAAUUAGUUAAACAAUGA
Dentiscutata heterogama is the source of this 549-nucleotide messenger RNA. The record is from the annotation of a GenBank genome assembly. NCBI's taxonomy places the organism in Eukaryota, Fungi, Glomeromycota, Glomeromycetes, Diversisporales, Gigasporaceae.